Sinocyclocheilus grahami is the source of this 628-nucleotide messenger RNA. RefSeq names its product 60S ribosomal export protein NMD3-like. The transcript has 5 exons. Gene Ontology annotation, molecular function: ribosomal large subunit binding. The annotation marks the transcript as partial. Gene Ontology annotation, biological process: ribosomal large subunit export from nucleus. The record is from RefSeq and is a predicted model, not a curated record. Gene Ontology annotation, cellular component: nucleus; cytoplasm. Lineage: Eukaryota; Metazoa; Chordata; Actinopteri; Cypriniformes; Cyprinidae.
ACAGUAUCAUUCACAUUUGCCUUCUGUGUUUAUUAUUUCAAGUGUUACUGUUUCUCUGUGCCUUCAGCAUUGUAUUAUUUACUUUUUCUUUCUUCAGACUGUCCACAAAAAGACAUUUUACUACUUGGAGCAGCUGAUUUUGAAGCACAAGCUGCAUCAGAACACAGUGCGCAUCAAAGAGAUCCAUGAGGGCAUUGAUUUUUACUACGCCUCUAAGCAGCACGCUCAGAAGAUGGUGGAUUUCUUGCAGUGCACCGUUCCCUGCAGGUCGAAGGCGUCUCAGCGGUUGAUCUCUCACGAUAUUCACUCCAAUACCUACAACUACAAAAGCACCUUCUCAAUGGAGAUCGUUCCUGUGUGUAAGGAUAACGUGGUGUGUCUGUCUCCACGGCUCGCCCAGAGUCUGGGAAACAUGGGUCAGGUGUGCGUCUGCAUCCGGGUCACCAGCUCUAUACACAUGAUUGACCCCAACACCCUGCAGAUUGCUGAGGUGGAUGGGAACACAUUCUGGCGUCACCCGUUCAGCAGUCUGUGUAGCCCGCGGCAGCUGGAGGAGUUCAUGGUCAUGGACAUCGACGUUAUCAGAGAUCAGAAGUUAGGAGCCGGCGCCGGUCUCACGUCCAAUAAG